Messenger RNA from Panonychus citri (citrus red mite), 2184 nucleotides. RefSeq names its product tyrosyl-DNA phosphodiesterase 1-like (gene gkt). Gene Ontology annotation, biological process: single strand break repair; double-strand break repair. Gene Ontology annotation, molecular function: single-stranded DNA binding; double-stranded DNA binding; 3'-tyrosyl-DNA phosphodiesterase activity. The coding region runs from base 189 to 2081 and encodes 630 amino acids. The transcript has 5 exons. NCBI's taxonomy places the organism in Eukaryota, Metazoa, Arthropoda, Arachnida, Trombidiformes, Tetranychidae. The record is from RefSeq and is a predicted model, not a curated record. Gene Ontology annotation, cellular component: nucleus.
UUUUUAUCCCUUGACUAUUGACAUAAUUUGUGAUUUUUUCUUUUCCAAUUUCCAAACUAAAUUAAAAUUCUACGAUUAAAUAAUCGUCGAGUUGAUCAUUUGAUUUUCUCUCAUUUUCUUUGUGUAACAUUUCCCGCCUUGGAAAUCAGCUGAUUUUAAUUGUGUCAAUUUUCAAUAUUCUUGCUGAGAUGCCUCGUCAAAUAUGUAAAUAUGGUCGAUCUUGUUACCGAAAGAAUCCCGAUCAUUUCAAAGAGUUUAGUCAUCCUUGGUUGGAGAAUGUGAUUAAUGAUGAUGGACAGAGUUUACAAAUGAUGACUGAUGAACUUGCUGUUGAUGGAUUGUAUAAAGAUGCGAAAUCCUUUCCUGCUAAUCAACCAAAAAUGGAACCAGUUACAACCGAAUUAAGUGUUAAUCAAAAUGAAAUUGGUGUUGAUGAUGAAACCAAAGGUGAACCAGUUGAUGAAAAUAAUGAACUGAUUCAGGAACCAGAAGAUAAGCCAGAGAUUAAAGCUCAAGUUAUUUCCCAGAAUGAUGAUGUUGGAGUCAUUACGCCAAAGAAAAAGCCACUGAGAAUAUGUAAAGAUGAUAUUCUAGAAAUUGUCUAUGACUCAGUAAAAAUGAACGACUCAAAUGUCACUGAUUCUCCAGUAAAUAAGCGAAAAAGAUUAUCAUCAAGUUCGACUACUAGUCCAUCUAAAUCACCAAAAUCAUUUCGAAAACCUGAUAAUCUUCUCAAUCUAUUUCUUAUUAAAGUUAAAGGGAUGGAUCAAAGUGUUAACAAUUUCUGUUCUAUUGGGAUAACGGAGAUUCUUUCAAGACAAUGGGGUCAACUCCAAGAAUCUGUUCAGUUUAAUUACAUGUUCGAUGUCGGUUGGCUUAUAGAUCAAUAUCCGCCAUGUUUCCGUCAUUUACCAAUUCUUUUGGUCCAUCAGGAUAAGAGAGAAACUACCGCUCAGUUAGAAGCCGAAACUGGUCCCUAUGGUAAUAUUAGUUUAGCUCGAGCUCGACUGAAUGAUGCCUUUGGAACUCAUCAUACAAAGAUGAUGAUUCUUCGGUAUGACAAUCAUCUUCGUGUCGUAAUUCAUACGGCAAAUCUCAUCGAACAAGAUUGGAGGGAGAAAACUCAAGGAGUCUGGUUAUCACCUUUGUUCCCUCCGUUCAAAGAUGGUGAAAUUCCUACAGAUAAAUCACGAACUAAAUUCCAAACGGAUCUAAUUCUGUACCUAAGAUCAUAUAAAAACAAAGCGAUUGACCAUUGGUGUGAAAUAUUGAAAAAAUAUGACAUGUCCGAAGCUAAAGUUUAUCUGAUUGGUUCAACUCCAGGUCGUCAUACUGGAGCUGAUCUUCAUAAAUAUGGACACAUGAAACUGAGGAAAAUAUUGUCAUCAGAAAAAGCUUUAUGUGAACAGGUUCAACCGAACUGGCCUGUGAUCGGUCAAUUCUCAAGUAUCGGUUCCCUUGGAUCGAAAGCGGAAGCUUGGCUUCAGGGUGAAUUCCUUCAGAGUUUAGGGACAACACCCAAUAGAUUUUCAGCCUUUUCCAAACCACCGAUGAAACUUGUAUUUCCAUGUGUUGACGAUGUUCGUAACAGUCUAGAAGGUUACCCGGCGGGAGGAUCUUUACCUUACAGUGAUUCGACACAUCGAAAGCAACUUUACUUGACCAAAUUUCUUCACCGAUGGAAAAGUGAUGAAAAGGGAAGAACUCGAGCUUCACCACAUAUCAAAUCUUAUUUUCGAGUCUCCCCCGAUAUGAAGCAACUUUACUUCGGCAUUUUAACCAGCGCUAAUCUAUCGAAAGCCGCUUGGGGAUCGUUAGAGAAACAAUCGUCACAAUUAUGUAUUCGCGCCUAUGAACUUGGUGUUCUCUUUUUACCAAAAUCAUUUGGAUCAUUUGAUACAUUCUCAGUUUCGGAAGGUUUAACUGUCGACGGUGAUGGAGAGAAAGUUCCGAUUACAUUUCCAAUUCCUUUUGAUUUACCAUUGACCAAAUAUAGAGAGGAAGAUGAACCUUGGAGAUGGGAUAUUCCUCAGAAAAGUAAACCAGAUUCUCAUGGUAACAUUUGGAUUCCAUCACUUUAAUUCAUUUUCCUGGAAAUUAACAAAUCAUCGAUUCAUAACAAUUCAUCAGUUUCUUUUUCAAUCUAAAUGAUAUUUUUAAUAAAAUUGGUUGAAACAAUCGAAA